Molecule: messenger RNA, 1510 nt
Organism: Amphiprion ocellaris (clown anemonefish)
Lineage: Eukaryota; Metazoa; Chordata; Actinopteri; Pomacentridae
Product: carboxypeptidase A1-like
Exons: 11
Coding region: 77-1342 (421 amino acids)
Biological process (GO): proteolysis
Molecular function (GO): zinc ion binding; metallocarboxypeptidase activity
Source: RefSeq, a predicted model, not a curated record
UUUGGACAUGUGACCUGACACACUAUGUCAUAAAAGCUUGUGUCUGGGCCCUGACCGGUUCACACUGUUGGUCACGAUGAGAGGCCUGCUCGCAUUCGCCGUGCUGCUUGUGGCUGUUAUUGCAAAGGAGUCGUUCGAAGGACAUCAGGUUCUUCGAAUCAUUCCAAAGGAUGAUGUCCAGCUGUCUCUUAUCAAGGAGAUGGAGGACAUGAUCCACUUUGAGCUGGACUUCUGGAGAGACGUGACUGGUGUGGCCACUCCUGUGGACGUCAGAGUUCCCUUCCACAGCUUGCAGUCUGUCAAGAUUUACCUGGAGACACAGGACAUUGAGUACUCCAUCAUGAUUGAAGACCUGCAGGUGAUGCUGGAUGAGGAGCAGGAGCAGAUGGUGUCUGUUGCUCGUGCUCCUGAGCCCAGAAACACUGACAGCUUUGACUACACCAAUUACCACACCAUCAGUGAGAUCUACAGUUUCCAGGACAUGCUGGUGGCUGAGAAUCCUAACUUGGUCAGCAAGAUCGUGAUCGGCCAGAGCUACGAGGGCCGUCCCCUGAAUGUGCUCAAGUUCAGCACUGGUGGAACCAACCGUCCUGCCAUCUGGAUCGACACUGGAAUCCACUCCAGAGAGUGGGUCACUCAGGCCAGCGGCACCUGGUUCGCAAAGAAGAUUGUGACUGAUUAUGGAACCGACCCUGCUCUCACCGCCAUCCUCAACAAUAUGGACAUCUUCCUGGAGAUUGUGACCAACCCUGAUGGAUUCUACUACACCCACAACAAUAACCGUAUGUGGCGCAAGACCAGGAAGCCCAACUCUGGAUCUAGCUGUGUCGGAGUCGACCCCAACAGGAACUGGAACACUGGUUUUGGACUGCCUGGUGCCAGCAGCAACCCCUGCUCAGAGACCUACCAUGGACCCAAAGCUGAGUCUGAAUCUGAGAUCAAGUCCAUUGUGGACUUUGUGAAGUCUCAUGGCAACAUGAAGGCCUUCAUCUCCAUCCAUUCCUACUCCCAGAUGCUCAUGUACCCCUAUGGCUACACCAGAACUCCUGCCAAGGACCAGGCUGAGCUGCACAGUCUGGCUAAAAAGGCCAUCACUGACCUGGCCUCCCUGUACGGUACUCGCUACACAUAUGGCAGCCUCAUUGACACCAUCUAUCAAGCCAGCGGUAUCACCAUUGACUGGACCUACAACCAGGGCAUCAAAUACUCCUACACCUUCGAGCUGAGGGACACUGGUCGUUAUGGCUUCAUCCUGCCUGCCAAUCAGAUCAUCCCCACCUCCCAGGAGACCUGGCUGGCUCUGAUGGCCAUCAUGGAUCACACCUACAAGAACCCAUACUAAUGUGUCUGUGAGUGUGUGUGAAAGUGGAAAUCCCUGUUGAGGCCCCACUGGUGACAAAUUUCAGUUUUGAAGUGUCAUCUUUAUCUCUCAAACCAUCUACACCAUCAGUGACUCUUUCAACAAUUGGAAACCACAAACAAAAAAAUAAAUAAGUGCGCUGAAAAGUUG